Molecule: messenger RNA, 994 nt
Organism: Chinchilla lanigera (long-tailed chinchilla)
Lineage: Eukaryota; Metazoa; Chordata; Mammalia; Rodentia; Chinchillidae
Gene: Fate1
Product: fetal and adult testis expressed 1
Exons: 5
Coding region: 112-651 (179 amino acids)
Biological process (GO): negative regulation of apoptotic process; negative regulation of mitochondrial calcium ion concentration
Cellular component (GO): mitochondrial outer membrane; endoplasmic reticulum; mitochondria-associated endoplasmic reticulum membrane contact site
Molecular function (GO): ubiquitin protein ligase binding
Source: RefSeq, a predicted model, not a curated record
UAUAUCUUCUUCUCACUCCUACCACUGCAGAGGAGACGGUGCGAGUGCCUCCUCUGCUCCUGGCACCUCGUACAUUCUCAGCCGAACCAUCCAGCUGAGCAACUGGCAGUGAUGGCAGCAGGCCCCCCCAGCACUAAGGAGGAGACAGAAAGGUGCAUCAAUGAAGAACUGGUGCGUGGAAGCCCUGGGAGAGGCCAAGAUCACCUGAUGAUAGCCGAUGUACUGGAUCAUGCAUCCCGGUCCGGGGCUGUCUCCCAGAGGCGUCAGAAGACAGAAACAAAGGCUACUGUCUCCAUUUUACCCAAGUCAGCUUGGAAUGUGAAUCCCCGCAAGGCCAGGAAAAUGGAGCACCAGCAGCAGGUGUCCAGGAUUUCCAGAGAGCCAGGCCACAGUGGCUUUUUCCAGGAGUAUCCUGGCAUCUUCCAAGACCAUCGUGAUCAAAACCUGGGGAUAGAUCUGCUGACAGAGACUGACCCGGAUGAGCUCAAUGGACUGGAGCUGGAAAUCAUAAGAAGACAGCUGCUUUUGGUCACGGAGCGUCUGUGUGUCCUCGAGGAUCAGGAUUCCUCCUGGCGCUUCAAGGAGGCGGUACUGUUCACCGCGGUGUUGACGGCUUGCCUCACCAACCUGUGGCUGUGGAUGCGCCAGUGACGCUGAGGCUCCCCCUGGCCUGAGCCCACCCUCCACCCUCCCUUUCCUCUGCCCUCUGCUCCAGGGCUUCUCUUGGGGACCCCAUUCCCAGCUCCCAGGCAGCAUUGGGCAAUUUUUCAACGCUGCUCAGCCCCUGUGCUUGAGAGGAGGCUGGUGGCGCAGAAGUCUUUUGGAGGGAGAAGACAGCAGCACCUCGCCCCCACAGUGACACCAGCAGCAGGCCUCUGGGGCCCCAGCUUUCCUUCUGCUCCAUCCCCUGCUUUGCUUUUGGCUUCCUUUCCCCAUUUGCUUCCACACUGUGCACAGGGCUCUGAACACGCUCAAUAAAAGCUAAGUGACAGCA